AUGGCCAUCUGGGUCGGGAAACAGAAAAUGUCAUGCCGGUCUUGCAUCAAGGGCCAUCGCUCCUCGACAUGCAAUCACCUCGGCGGACCUCUGUGGGCGGUGCGCCCGGCUGGCAGGCCAAAUAAGGCUUGCGUCCACGGGCCAGGCGAUCUCUGCCUAUGCGCUCACUACUUCCCUCUCACGUGGCUGAAGGCUGCCGUCCCACGCAACAAGAAGUGCUCUUGCCAGGGACAAGGGAGCAACGGCAAGAAGUGCAUGUGUGGUCACGGUAAUGGAGCAGCCGCAUCGACCGCGGACGAGGAGACGCAGCCCAUCUUUUUCCAGGACCUCGUGGCCCGAGGCCUGCAGGUGACGACUGAGCCUGUUGAUAUCGACGUGGCUCCGCAACAACCUCCCGCAUCCUGUUGCUCGCGCCCCACACCAGCGACGACGCCUGCACCCGCGCCCGCGGCGUCUUCUUGCUGCUCACAGCCCGCCUCGACUACCCCUGUUGCAGCGCCGGCACAAUCCUCGUGCUGUUCUCAACCAGUCAAAUCUGAAGCUCCCACUCCGGCACCGUUCACGAAUGGGAAUGGACACAUGAAGACCGAGUCAUCGUCUUCGGUUACCUUCCCAGCAACGGCACCCGCACCAGCACCGCAAUUUCAACCUGCCCCCGACUUCAAGGUGCUAGCAAUGACCGCAGCUCAGGCAGCACAUGCGAACAGUGGCGACCACAUAUGCGAUUGUGGCCCUACCUGCAACUGUGUUCUCUGCAUAGACCACCCUUACAACACCGCUACGAUGAACCAUAUUGCCUCAGAAUUCGGGCAUAUGAUGACCACAAACGACUCGACGAUGUCACCAACCAUCGGCUCCAACGGUGGCGCGACUGCUCCAUUCAGCCAAGGAUGGCCGUCGAGCAACGGUGCAAUGGCCAACAGCAUGAUGGCACCCGCACAAACCUUCAACGAGGCCAUGAUGCCACGUCAGUCACCACCGCAGCAACCCACCGACAUCUUCCUAAACCCAGCCGACUUCCAAAUGUUCAACUUUGCGUUCCCGCUCGACAACAUCAACCAGUACGACCCGCAGCCCGACUUCAGCUUUGGGGCGAUGCCGCCCGACAUGGACAUGAGUGGGCUGUGCGGUGGGAUGCCUGAGGGCUGUCCCUGUGGCGAUGACUCCCUCGGGCUUCUCAACCAGGAGGAGGAUGACUACGGGUUUACCAAGCGCGCAAGGCUUUGA
Messenger RNA from Diaporthe citri, 1227 nucleotides. RefSeq lists its product as uncharacterized. Lineage: Eukaryota; Fungi; Ascomycota; Sordariomycetes; Diaporthales; Diaporthaceae. Gene Ontology annotation, biological process: regulation of DNA-templated transcription. Gene Ontology annotation, molecular function: DNA-binding transcription factor activity; copper ion binding; DNA binding. The transcript has 3 exons. Gene Ontology annotation, cellular component: nucleus. The coding region runs from base 1 to 1227 and encodes 408 amino acids. The record is from RefSeq and is a predicted model, not a curated record.